AUGCUCAUUGAGACGAACGGCUGGCUCACCUCCUUCACCGCAUCUCAGACGGAUGAGUUUGACGCAAAAAAUCAUAAUGGAAAAAUGCCGACACGAUCUUUGCCGUAUGGCUCGCAAAUGCUUGCCUAUCUACAGUACCUAGAGACCAGGGAGAAAAGGCAUCUAACCAGCCGCAAAAAGCACAAGGAUAAGGUAUCCAUCUACUCCGUUUCUUUCAUGGUGGAGACCGCCCGGGUCCAAGAUCCUUGCGGUCGCCAAUUUACGCUGCUUGUAUGGAAGAUAGUCAGGUACUCCCGUUUGAGUGACAGACAUGGCCAAGUACCAAUUUCGUGA
This is a messenger RNA of Pyricularia oryzae 70-15, 333 nucleotides long. RefSeq lists its product as uncharacterized. The coding region runs from base 1 to 333 and encodes 110 amino acids. The record is from RefSeq and is a predicted model, not a curated record. Lineage: Eukaryota; Fungi; Ascomycota; Sordariomycetes; Magnaporthales; Pyriculariaceae. The transcript is spliced from 3 exons.